Messenger RNA from Phyllopteryx taeniolatus (common seadragon), 1576 nucleotides. Its product is annotated as acidic leucine-rich nuclear phosphoprotein 32 family member D-like. The record is from RefSeq and is a predicted model, not a curated record. Gene Ontology annotation, molecular function: histone binding. Lineage: Eukaryota; Metazoa; Chordata; Actinopteri; Syngnathiformes; Syngnathidae. Gene Ontology annotation, biological process: regulation of apoptotic process. The transcript has 7 exons. Gene Ontology annotation, cellular component: nucleus. The coding region runs from base 103 to 867 and encodes 254 amino acids.
AAAAAGACUUCACACUCAUCCGGCGUGUUUGGGACCAACGACGACCGCAGAGGAACAAGUUUUUCGAGCCCGAGACCCGAACUGAAGCCAAAACCGGAGGAAAUGGACCUUAAGAAAAUGCUUUUGCGAGAGCUGGACCAGCGGUCGCCGAAAGACGUCAAGGAGCUGAUUCUGGACAACAGUCAGACCAGUGAUGGGAGAAUUGAAGGUAUCACAGAAGAGUUCUGCAAUCUGGAGACGUUGAGCCUCAUCAAUGUCCAGCUGACCACUCUAGCAGAUAUUCCCAGACUGGAGAAGCUGAAGAAGUUGGGGCUGAGCGACAACAGGAUAUCGGGGGGUCUGGAGGUUCUGGCCGAGCGGCUGAAGAACUUGACGCAUCUUCACCUCAGCGGCAACAAGUUUAAAGACAUCAGCACCCUGGAACCACUGAAAAACCUGCCUGAGUUGAAGAGUCUGGAUCUCUUCAACUGCGAGGUGACCAACCUGGCCGACUACAGAGAGUCCAUCUUCAAGCUGCUCCCCAACCUCACCUACCUGGACGGCUUGGACAUCGACAACUGCGAGGCGUCCGACUCUGAGGGCGAGGUGGACGGAGCCGAGGACGACGACGAAGGCUGCGACUCGGAAGACUUUGAGGAUGAAGAGGAGGAGGACGAAGAGGACAUCGUGGCAAUAGAGGAUGAUGACGAAGACGAUGACAGCGGGGAUGAUGAGGACGGACACGUCAACGGAGAUGUUGACAGUGAUGAAGACGUGGACGAUGAAGAGGACGACGAGGACGAGGACGCAGACGACGGCUCGUCUCCCGCCAAAGGAGAGAAGAGGAAGAGGGACCAUGAAGAUGAAGACGACAAAGAUGACGAUUAGUAAUUCCUGACAUCUCUCGUUCUCUCGCCAACUCCCGGGCUGCAUUCCAUUUCUCCAACUGGUACCCUCCCACUGACGCCACACGUCACUAUUUUUUUGUGUUUGUGUGCGUGUGUUUUUUUUUUUUGUCUCCCCAUAACUGACAUUGAAACUUAAGUUCACCUUAAAAGUUUGAGAAGACAUCAUGUGGUUCAGUUUUGUAUCGACGAUGUCGCUGACGUCAUCCCAAAGUUUCUCAGGACCUAAAGCUCCGACUCUUAUCGGCAUCAAGUUAAACGCAUCUCAAGAAGGUCGUUAAGUGUUUUCGUCACUAAUUCCUAGAACAGUCAUUUUUAUACUUAGUUGAGAUAAGUAUGCAAUGCCAGAGGAGGUAAUUGCACCCAAACGUCCCCCAACAAACCAACCCAAGAUGUCAUCAACCCCACAGAGUGCUCAGGGCAAAAUGUUUCCAGUCUAUUUGAUCUUUUUUCUUUUUCGUCUUUGUUUACACUGACUAGGUUUAUUUUAUUAUUAUUUUUUUUUUGUACUUUCUGUAAGUUAAAGGAAAAAAACUACCAAAAAAACAAAACAAACUAAAAUGGACUUUGUAAAUAAAAUCUUAACAUUUUGCUUUUUGCUGUCUCAUAUCUGGAUUGAUUUCCUGGAGCUUCGCCAGCCCCUCAAAGGAGUUGAACACAAGAAGUGCACAAAUAAAGUGGGUUGUUCCUUU